Messenger RNA from Epinephelus lanceolatus (giant grouper), 4125 nucleotides. It is a transcript of the gene amotl2a, whose product is annotated as angiomotin like 2a. Gene Ontology annotation, biological process: hippo signaling; regulation of cell migration; angiogenesis. Gene Ontology annotation, cellular component: plasma membrane; bicellular tight junction; cytoplasmic vesicle. The record is from RefSeq and is a predicted model, not a curated record. Lineage: Eukaryota; Metazoa; Chordata; Actinopteri; Perciformes; Serranidae.
CAGCUCAGCCUCUGUCCGCUCAGUCUGCUGCUACCAGUCAGUGCGCACACGUUCAUGGAGGAAACCGCAGGAAGAGGAUCAGGAAACUUGUGGACAUUGUUGAACUGAGCGCAGCAUACUCUGAGAUUAAACCACCUUUAACUGUUCCGACUGUGAUGAGACUUUAAUUUGACGUGUGAUUUGUGAAGAGCCCAGCUGCCACCUCCAGGCUGCUUUUUUUUCAUUCAUUUCCUUCUGACUGACAUGAGAACCGCUGAAGGCUCAUCUGGAACGGUCCUGCACCGUCUCAUCCAAGAGCAGCUCCGCUACGGGAACCUGACCGACACUCGCACACUUCUGGCUAUCCAGCAGCAGGCCCUGCGCGGAGGCAGCAGCAGCGGCGGCGGAGGCACCGGCAGCCCUCGCUCCUCUCUGGAGAGCUUGACUCAGGAGGAGACCCAGUACAUCCAGAUGUCAACACGACAGGAGCCUCAAGGCCAGGAGCACCAGGGGGACUGCUUGCACUCUGAGAGCCAGGUGUGCCAUUUGUACCAGCUCCAUGGAGAGGAGCUGCCCACCUAUGAGGAGGCAAAGGCCCACUCCCAGUACCUGAUCUCCCAGAAGGGGCAGGCAGUGCAGGAAGCACCCAGCAUGGACAUAAUGGGGAGCCACAGUGAGGGGCAGUGGGAUUUGAAAAGGGAGCACGCUCGCUCGCUCAGUGAGAGGCUCAUGCAGCUUUCUCUGGACAGGAACGGACUAAGAGACAGUCUUGCUAUGAGCUCCUCGCACAGCUAUCCACAGCUGUAUAAUAAUGUUGCAAACGCUGUGGCAGCUGACAGGCAAGGGGCCCAGCAGUGUGUGGAACAGCGUGGGCCACCCCCAGACUACCCUCUGUUUGCCAGACUUCCUGGAUACAUGCUCAGCCACUCACAGGAGCACGGACAGUACUACAGAGACCCUCCUCCCCCCUUCUACUCCCAGCAUCACAGCAGGUCUGCUCAGUCCCAGGCGGCUCACAACAGCAUCGCUGCAGUCUCCAGCAAUAACUCAGCUCAGAGCGACGUGUUGAUGCGGGAGAAUGAGCGCCUCAGGAAGGAGCUGGAGGUCUACACCGAGAAGGCCGCCAGGCUGCAGAAGUUGGAGUUGGAGAUUCAAAGGAUAUCUGAAGCUUAUGAGACUCUGAUGAAAGGCUCUGCCAAGCGGGAAACUCUGGAGAAAACAAUGAGGAACAAACUCGAGGCGGAGAUUAAGAGGUUGCAUGAUUUUAACAGAGACCUGAGAGAUCAGCUUGACUCUGCUAACAAGCAGCGAGCAGCCAAGGAGGCCGAGUGUUCAGACCAGAAACAACACGUCUUUGUUAAACUGCUGGAGCAAAAUGAAGAGCAGCAGCGGGAGCGCGAACAGCUGGAGAGGCAGAUACAGCACCUGCGCGUCUCCGGUGAGGAGUGCCAGCGGAGACGGGAGAUGCUGGAGCAGGCUCUGGUUUCGGCACAGGCCCGCAACCGGCAGCUGGAGGAAGAACUGCAGAGGAAGAGAGCGUACGUGGAGAAGGUGGAGCGGCUGCAGAGCGCGCUGGCUCAGCUGCAGGCAGCGUGCGAGAAGAGGGAGACACUCGAACUGCGACUGCGCACACGACUGGAGCAGGAACUGAAAAGCCUCAGGGCACAACAGUCUCAGAAAGAGGCAGCUGACCCCAUGGCUUCAGAACCGAGCUCCUCCACGUUGCAGCAGCAGCUGAGGGAGAGGGAGGAGCGUAUUCUGGCCCUGGAGGCAGACAUCACCAAGUGGGAGCAGAAGUACCUGGAGGAGAGCACCAUGAGGCAGUUUGCAAUGGAUGCAGCUGCCACUGCUGCAGCACAAAGAGAUACAACCAUCAUCAAACAUUCACCUCGACAUUCACCAAACAACAGUUUUAAUGAAGACCUUCCUUUGUCGAGUCACAGACAUCAGGAGAUGGAGAACAGGAUCCGCGCACUUCACGCUCAGCUCCUGGAGAAGGAUGCUGUGAUUAAAGUCAUUCAGCAGCGCUCCAGGUGGGAGGAGGGCAAGCUGGAGAAACAGGGGCUUCGUCUCGCCAGAUCCGUCCCCUCCAUCAACACUAUGGCCAGCAGCACAGAGAGUAAAGGAAAGAGCCUCUCAGAUGACCAGACAGGUGCUGCUGCUGCUGCGCUGCAACCCCAACCCCGCAUGGGGCCCAGGGGCCCAAGCCGAGAUUCCAGCACCCAAAGUGACGAGGCCCCACAGGAGCCUGAGCCCACAGCAGAGCCUGAGAAGCUAAAGACGUCUGAGGUGAUCUCAGCAGCUACAAGUGACUCCUCAGAGGAACUACUCAAGACAUUCAAGAGCAUCAACAGCUCAGACGCAGAGGUGGUUGAAAUUCUCAUUUGAGCGCUCGCUGCACAGACACAGACUGAACAGUGACAGCCAACGAUGACAGAGUCUUUGGCCAAAGUCCUCGUCUAUGUCUAACCACAAAUACAGAAAGACUGAUCGUCCUACCUGAGCGGUUUCACCUGCAACAACAUGCAGAGUCCAGAAUGUGGCGCAGUUUGCAGAGGAGAGCUGAGCUUUCCUUCUGCUGCACAAACUCUGACAUUUGCUGCAAGAGACAGAAAUUUCCAAGGUACCUGGACAGUACUCUGCAUUGUGAUAGGAACUGGGCUGCUGACGGUGCAUAUACAUAUGUUGUGCAUGUUACGUUUUGAGUUGUGUAUUGUAUUUAUAUUUGUAAAUGCUGCUCAUAUUGUGAUGUUACUUUUAUGUGUGAGAGGUGAGAAGAAUAAGGAUCGCUCGCCUUGUUGCGCUCCACUUAAAUUAUACACAUUUAUACUCACUUUUCUGGAUUAAGCGCGCAAUCCUUUUAUUUUUUUGUUUGGUUUAUUUUGAAUUUCCAGUAGCGAGCCUAUUAUCAUGCCCUCUGAAAGUCAUUGGAAUAUUUAUAAUGUAAGCAUCCUCCAUGUACUCAUGCCAUGUUUGGGGAUUAUUCUGUUUAACAGAGCCUGAAUUAACAGUUGCUCCUCUCUUUAAAAUACAUUCAGGCCGCUGCUCACAGCUCAGCAGAGGAUUUGUAGAACGUCUGCUCACUUCUCUCUUAAAAAAGCCCGCGAGGAUUGACAGUGUUUCACAGGGGGUCUAAUUUUCCAGAUCCUGGGUUAAUGUUGGGGGCCUCCGAUGGCGACUGCCCAGCAUUUCGCUCCGCUCCGCUGACAUGCUGGAGCUAAUCUUCUCACAUUCCCCCGCUGAGGGAAUGCUCCCGUUAAAGAAAAAGGCUAUCUAAAGUCUGACCCCUCGCCCUUGUUAAAAUGGCACGCAUUCUCCACAUGUUCUCUUCCUGGGGCUGGUUAUUCCUUCGGAGUCGCGGUAGCUGGUUCUACUGCGAGCACAGAAAUGGCCAACUAUAAUUGGCCUGCAUUUGCUACUCUGUUUGUUGUCCCCAUCACUGUGUUAUAUUCGGCUGUGUUUCCCCCAUUGCUCAAGUAUCUCACAUUUCUGAGUGGACGACAUCUUUAACAUGGAAUCUUCUAUUUAUUUCUCCCUGCAUAGUGUAGGAUCACUGAACACUGCUGAAUGUAGACUCCUGUUCUCCAGGACUGUGUUUUUAUUUAACUGGAAUGUGCCACAGCUCAGAUUUUUCCUCUUCAGAGGGAAAUGCCGCUAAGCUAAUAGCUAACUGUACAGAAUUGCUGAAUUAUCAUCACUACAACAUUAUCAACAGGAGUUAUGUCUGAAGUUACACAAAUUGCAUGUGAAAUCUCACAUUUGACUGGUAUUCCCCUUCAAACUCUGUCACCAUAUUUCCCGUCACAGUGCGUUUGCUGGUCGAUGCAGUGUGUCAGCCUGACGUAUUAAUGCCCUUCACUUUUUUUUGGAAUGUGUUUACAUGAAUGGCUAUUUGAAGUGAGAGAAGUUAAUAUAUUUUGUAGUUGUUUUUUUCAUUUAUGUACUUUUUUGUUUUAUGGAGCCAAAGAUGUACUCAUCUUCUAAGUUAUAACCCGUGACAAAUACAAAAGGUUCUGUUAUGGUGCCUUGCUUCAGCUGGUUGACCCAUUGUGAUGUUGCUGUGAACUUUUGUAAAGAAAACAUUUGUAUGUAUGCCUUAACAUUUCACUAUAAUAGAUUAAAAUUCUUAAUAUAUGUCUGAUAAAA